UGCCCAUCCAUAUUGUGUGAAAGCAGUUGAUGCCCCAAAUGGCUUGGAUCGCAUCUUUAUCAUUCUUGUUUCCUCCGCCCAUCCCAUUUUUAAUUUUUUAUCUUCAGAUUAAACUGUUUUUAUAUUUGAAAUGCUUGCUAUAAUCCUAAUUUAUAAACCUUUUUCCCAAGAGGUUCUGGUUUAUUUAAAAUGGCUGUCUUGGUUUAGAACAUUGAAAAAAAGUCGUCGGCUUCAUUGAGUCAAUGCUGCUAAAACAAUUCAACGUGUUGAAUUUUCACAGUAACAUCAUCAGAACUAUUAUUAAUAACUAUAUGGGCAGGGAAGGGGUAGAUGACGAUCCUGAGAUUCGGUCCUCUCGAGCUCGUUAUUCUGGUCUGGUUAGACGCAAAGCCUACGAAUUUGAUGGACUUGGGGAUUAUUGUGAUAAAGAAUGGGAUCUAAUGGAGGGAGAUGGGAAAAAGUUCUGUUGGUAUCAUGUUGAACUUCCUAAAGGGAACCAAAAGCUUUCUCAAUCAGCACAAUACUUAAUUGAUGUUCUUUGUCCGCCAUUGAAGCUGCAGGACAUUCUUUCUUUAGUUAGCAAUGGACCCUAUUGUGCUCAUGUUGAUGGGGCACUUGUGUUCAGGGUCAACUCCCCUGCUCCACCCUCUAGCAACUUUACGUUCAGAUUAGCUGCUAGAGUUACUCAAAAUUCAGUUAUUACUGUGUCGUUAGGCCGAGUGCCCAGAUUGGGCUUCUCCCCUGUCGGUCAAUCUCUUCUCUCUGAGAUUCCAAGUGUCGAGAGUCCUAAAUUUGGCAUGGAUAGGGGCGGCAUAGUCAUCAAAGAACAUGUUCUUGAUUUCUUGUUGACAAUGAAUCAUUCUGAAGAGGCUGACAAUCCUGUUCCUAAAUCUGUCUCCAAUCUUGUUGUUCAUAUUAUUGACACACAUGUGGAUCAUCUUGAGGAUGUUGUUACUAAACUUGAGAUUGAGCUUGAUUCUGUAGAAGUUGAUUUGGAUAAAGGUGGCUUUUCUUUAAAGAGACAACUGUUGGACAACAGAAGAUUUCCAAAAAUGCAUCUAGAAUUGCAACGCCUUCUGCAGGUGAUUGCACACGGGGAACAAGUGUUCCCGAGGGUGAAAGAAAAGUGUUCUGUAAAAGAUUGGUUUGGAAAUGAAGACAUCAAUUCACUUGAAGAGUUGAUUGGUCGACUCAGAAGACUAAAGGAGAAUGUUGGAUUCAUAAGCAAUCGUGUGACAGCCGUCCAAGCGGGUCUUGACAGCUGGCAGGCUGAACAAAUCAACAGAAAACUAUACUGCCUGUCUUUCCUCUCCAUCAUAUUCCUUCCUCUAUCCAUCAUCACAGGAUUGUUUGGGAUGAAUGUGGGAGGCGUCCCUUGGACACAACAAAGAGACCCGAAGCUGAAAAAUGGUUUUAGAAACGUGAUGUUGGUUUGUGUUGGGACAUUGAUUCUUGUGCUUUUAUGCUUCUUGUUUCCGUUUUUGUAUGGCCGAAUAAACGGUUGGAGAAAACAAAGAGCUUUAAAAAGAAACUGGUCUAUCAACAGGAAAUCCUUCCUCAAAAGAACCAUUGGAGGUGGAGAAAGAGGAGGCGGCUACCUUCGGCUUUAAUUGUAAUUCAAAAGCUUCUCCUUUGAUCUUGGAUUAUAUCUAUAUGUAGUGAUUGUUGUUAAUUUAUGUAGGCUUGUAAUUUACACUAGAACAAAACGUUUUGAAUUUGAUUUAGUAAUUAAAUCCAGAUCAUGACAUCAAA
This is a messenger RNA of Helianthus annuus (common sunflower), 1752 nucleotides long. RefSeq names its product zinc transport protein ZntB. Lineage: Eukaryota; Viridiplantae; Streptophyta; Magnoliopsida; Asterales; Asteraceae. Gene Ontology annotation, biological process: transmembrane transport; metal ion transport. The transcript has 6 exons. The record is from RefSeq and is a predicted model, not a curated record. Gene Ontology annotation, molecular function: metal ion transmembrane transporter activity. Gene Ontology annotation, cellular component: membrane. Bases 243 to 1610 code for a protein of 455 amino acids.